CUUCUGGAUGUGAGGCAGGCGGAUCUCACCCACGCCUGCCAGCAGCUCCUCGGAGAACUGGGUUCCCGGGUCAGCCCUGGCCCAGAGGAGCGCCGGGGACCCGCAGAGUGCUGCUGAAGUCAAGGCUACAACUCACCUAGGAUCUGGGGCGCCAGCCCUCCGGUGGGCAGGGCGUUCUCCUCCCCCACCCCCUCCCCGCACGAUGACAUCAAGUGUUUGGGGUUGAGUUGCUCCAUAAAAGCUGCCCGGGGAAACCUGGAGAGCGAAGGGCGGACGUACUCGCCACGGCACCCGGGCUGCGCGCACUCGGUCCCGGUGUGCAGCUGGAGCGUGAGCGGCCACCGGGAGCCCCCGGGACAGCCCGCGCCCGCCCCGCAGGAGCCGGCGAAGAUGCCCCGGCGCAGCCUGCACGCGGCGGCCGUGAUCCUGCUGGUGAUCUUAAAGGAACAGCCUUCCAGCCCGGCCCCAGUGAACGGUUCCAAGUGGACUUAUUUUGGUCCUGAUGGGGAGAAUAGCUGGUCCAAGAAGUACCCGUCAUGUGGGGGCCUGCUGCAGUCCCCCAUAGACCUGCACAGCGACAUCCUCCAGUAUGAUGCCAGCCUCACGCCCCUCGAGUUCCAAGGCUAUAAUCUGUCUGCCAACAAGCAGUUUCUCCUGACCAACAAUGGCCAUUCAGUGAAGCUGAACCUGCCCUCGGACAUGCACAUCCAGGGCCUCCAGUCUCGCUACAGUGCCACGCAGCUGCACCUGCACUGGGGGAACCCGAAUGACCCGCAUGGCUCCGAGCACACCAUCAGUGGACAGCACUUCGCCGCCGAGCUGCACAUUGUCCAUUAUAACUCAGACCUUUACCCUGACGCCAGCAUUGCCAGCAACAAGUCAGAAGGCCUCGCUGUCCUGGCUGUUCUCAUUGAGAUGGGCUCCUUCAAUCCGUCCUAUGACAAGAUCUUCAGUCACCUUCAACAUGUAAAGUACAAAGGCCAGGAAGCAUUCAUCCCGGGAUUCAACAUUGAAGAGCUGCUUCCGGAGAGGACCGCCGAAUAUUACCGCUACCGGGGGUCCCUGACCACACCCCCUUGCAACCCCACUGUGCUCUGGACAGUUUUCCGAAACCCUGUGCAAAUUUCCCAGGAGCAGCUGCUGGCUUUGGAGACAGCCCUGUACUGCACACACAUGGAUGACCCUUCCCCCAGAGAAAUGAUCAACAACUUCCGUCAGGUCCAGAAGUUCGAUGAGAGGCUGGUAUACACCUCCUUCUCCCAAGGCAUCAUCCUCUCACUGGCCCUGGCUGGAGUUCUUGGCAUCUGUAUUGUGGUGGCGGUGUCCAUUUGGCUUUUCAGAAGGAAGAGUGUCAAAAAAGGUGAUGACAAGGGAGUCAUUUACAAGCCAGCCACCAAGAUGGAGACUGAGGCCCAUGCUUGAGGUCCCCGGAGCUCCCGGGCACAUCCAGGAAGGACCUUGCUUUGGACCCUACACACUUCGGCUCUCUGGACAGUUGCAACACCUCAAGGUGUUCUCUGUAGCUCAAUCUGCAAACAUGCCAGGCCUCAGGGAUCCUCUGCUAGGUGCCUCCUUGUCUUGAGACCAUGGCCACCCCAGAGCCAUCCGAUCCAUGGAUGGGAUGCACUCUCAGACCAAGCAGCAGGAACUCUAAGCUGCUUGCUGUAUCUGUGUGAGAUUGUGAAGUGGUCUGAAUUCUGGGAUCACAAACCAAGCCAUGCUGGUGGGCCAUUAAUGGUUGGAAAACGCUUUCAUCCAGGGCUUUGCCAGAGCGUGCUUUCAACUGUCCUGGAAAUUCUGCUGCUUCUCCAAGCUUUCAGACAAGAAUGUGCACUCUCUGCUUAGGUUUUGCUUGGGAAACUCAACUUCUUUCCUCUGGAGACGGGGCAUCUCCCUAUGAUUUCCUUCUGCUAUGACAAAACCUUUAAUCUGCACCUUACAACUUGGGGACAAAUGGGGACAGGAAAGAUCAAGUUGUAGAGAGAAAAAGAAAACAAGAGAUAUACAUUAUGAUAUAUAGGGACACUUUCACAGUCCUGUCCUUUGGAUCACAGACACUGCACAGACCUUAGGGAAUGGCAGGUUCAAGUUCCACUUCUUGGUGGGGAUGAGAAGGGAGAGAGAGCUAGAGGGACAGAGAGAAUGAGAAGACAUGGAUGAUCUGGGAGAGUCUCACUUUGGAAUCAGAAUUAGAAUCACAUUCUGUUUAUCAAGCCAUAACGUAAGGACAGAACAGUACAAUAUUAAGUCCAAAUCCAAACUCCUGUCAGUGGAGCAGUUAUGUUUUAUACUCCACAGAUUUUUACAAAUGAGGCUGUUCCUUGAAAAUGUAUUGUUGCUGUGUCCUGGAGGAGGUGUGAGUUCUGAGAUGACCCAAUCUACCUUUGAAUCUGGAGGAAAUAGGCAGAAACAAAAUGACUGUAGAACUUCAUCUCUUUCGGCCAAAUUUCAUUUCAGCCACUUCUGCAGGAUCCCUACUGCCAACCUGGAAUGGGGACCUACCUACUUCUCUCUCUCUCUGGGGAUGUCAAAUUGUGGUUUAGAUCAAAUAUAUUUCAAGCUAUAAAAGCAGGAGGUUAUCUGUGCAGGGGCUGGCAUCAUGUAUUUAGGGCCAGUAAUAAUGGAACGCUACUAAGAUACUCCAUAUUCUUCCCCCUGAGUCACACAGACAGUUUCUGACAGGCGCAACUCCUCCAUUUUCCUCCCGCAGGUGAGAACCCCAUGGAGAUCAGUCAGUGCCAUGAAUGAGAAGGAACCGACCCCUAGUUGAGAGCACCUUGCAGUUCCCCGAGAACUUUCUGAUUCACAAUCUCAUUUUGACAGCAUGAAAUGUCCUCUUGAAGCAUAGCUUUUAAAUAUCUUUUUCCUUUUACUCCUCCCUCUGACUCUAAGAAUUCUCUCUUCUGGAAUCACUUGAACCCAGGAGGCAGAGGUUGCAGUGAGCCAAGGUCACGCCACUGCACUCCAGCCUGGGUGACAGAGCGAGACUCCAUCUCAAAAAAAAAAAAAAAAAAAAAAUCAUUCUGUACCAUCACAACUUUUCACAAUGAUGGCAAGCCUUAUGUCUUGGGAGCCUGUUUUGCUAGGCAAAGUUACAAGUGACCUAAUGGGGGCUCAGAUGUGUGUGUGUCUCUCUGUGUGUUUGUGUGUGCGUGUGCACUCAAGACCUCUAACAGCCUCGAAGCCUGGGGUGGCAUCCCGGCCUUGCCAUUAGCAUGCCUCAUGCAUCAUCAGAUGACAAGGACAACCCUCAUGACGAAGCAACAUGAAUUAGGGGGCCUCUUGGCCUUGGUCCAAAAUUGUCAAUCAGAAACGAACAUAAAGGGCUUCAGAGCAGUGGGACUGUCUGUCAAAAGACUCUGUAUAUCUUUUGUGGAUGAGUUUUGUGAGAGAACAGAGAGACCAUUGUACCUGGCACAAGGGCUGUUCAUGAAAAGGGAGACUUACUGGAAGGUGCAAGACAGUGGCAUUUCUCCUCUCCUCUUCCUGCUCAGCACAGCCCUGGCUUGCAGCCCCGAGGCUGAGACCAGACAAAGCCCGGGAGACAGAAAGAUGCUCCAAGAACCAGCACUGUCAAUGUCUUUGCAAAUCCUCACAGGAUUCCUGCGUGUCCAGCUUUGGAACUGGGAAACCUUUCUUCAGAUCCGCACUAAUUCCAUUGAUGCCAGCUGCCCCUGAAGGGUGCCAGUACCGUGGUGUGUGAGGCUCAGCGGCUGCCCACACGCUCCUAACUCUGCUGCAUGGCAGAUGCCUAGGUGGAAAUAGCAAAAACAAGGCACAGGCUGGGGCCAGGGCCAUGGGGGAAAGCCCUGGAUUCUCACUCGUGAGAUCUUGAAUCUCUUUCUUUGUUCUGUUUCUUUAGUAUCGUCUGGUAAAAUAGUUAAAACAAAAAACUCUGUAUCUGUUUCUAGUGUGUGCUGCAUUGACUCUAUUAAUCACAUUUCAAGUUCACCCUACAUUCCUCUCCUCUUCACUAGCCUCUCUGAAGGUGUCCUGGCCAGCCUUUGAGAAGCACUGGUGUCUGUCUGCAGCACCCGUCGGUUCCUGUGCCUCAGCCCAUAGGCCACUGUGAUAAUGUCCUGUUUAGCACUUCUGUAUUUAUUGUAAGAAUGAUUAUAAUGAAGAUACACACUAUAACUACAAGAAAUUAUAAAAUGUUUCUCACAUCA
Molecule: messenger RNA, 4169 nt
Organism: Nomascus leucogenys (northern white-cheeked gibbon)
Lineage: Eukaryota; Metazoa; Chordata; Mammalia; Primates; Hylobatidae
Gene: CA12
Product: carbonic anhydrase 12
Cellular component (GO): plasma membrane
Molecular function (GO): carbonate dehydratase activity; zinc ion binding
Source: RefSeq, a predicted model, not a curated record